This is a messenger RNA of Solea senegalensis (Senegalese sole), 2759 nucleotides long. RefSeq names its product paired related homeobox 1b (gene prrx1b). The transcript is spliced from 5 exons. The coding region runs from base 545 to 1351 and encodes 268 amino acids. NCBI's taxonomy places the organism in Eukaryota, Metazoa, Chordata, Actinopteri, Pleuronectiformes, Soleidae. Gene Ontology annotation, biological process: regulation of DNA-templated transcription. The record is from RefSeq and is a predicted model, not a curated record. Gene Ontology annotation, molecular function: DNA-binding transcription factor activity, RNA polymerase II-specific; DNA binding.
AUCAUCAUCAACACCAGCAGCAGCAGCAGCAGCAGCAGCAGGAGAGAGAAGUGCUCUUCUUCCAUUCCUCCUUGUUCAAUACCUUCUUAGUGUCCCUCUCCUCUCAGGACACCAUCCUCCUCCUCCUCUCCGUGCGGUAAAGUCGCAGUGACGCAGCGCAGGAGGAAGAAAAGCCGUUUUUGUUUUGCAGCAGCAGCAACAGUCGUGUUUGAAAUUCACGCGCUCAGCUGCAUGGGUUGGCUGUAGCAGGAGUUUGUUUCGGGAGAAGAAGAAGCAGCAGCAGCAGCAGCAGCAGCAGCAGCUGAGGAGAGGAGAAGAAAACUUUAGCUGGAGUUUGUCUGAGCCUCCACCCGCUCCUCCCCGCUCCUGCCCCACACCUCCACUCCACAGCAGCGCUCAUCUGGAUUAGAACAGAUCCACUUUGUGUUCGUGUCAGCCGGCUGCUCCGUGGACUGUGCGCUCCUGCACGCGAGGAUCUAGUUGGUUCUUUUCCUCUUCCUCUUCUCCUUUCUCCGUUUUCCCCCCUCCCCGCUGUACUUGCGUCAUGACUUCUAGCUAUGCACAUGUAAUGGACAGCAGGCAAGCGACGAUAUCAAACCGUCUGGAGAGCCCGAUCACAUCUAACCUGGACAGCCUGCAAGCCAAAAAGAACUUCUCUGUGAGCCACCUGUUGGAUCUGGAGGAGGCCGGGGAAAUGGUGGGCAACCAGGCCGACGACAGCGUUGGGGAGGCGGGGAGGAAUAUGCUGGAGUCCCCGGGGCUGACCAGCGGGAGCGACACCACCCAGCAGGAGAAUGAACAGAUGAACACGGAGGAGAAGAAGAAGAGGAAGCAGCGCAGGAACAGGACCACCUUUAACAGCAGCCAGCUCCAGGCUCUGGAGAGAGUGUUCGAGAGGACACACUAUCCCGACGCCUUCGUCCGAGAGGACCUCGCCCGCCGGGUCAACCUCACCGAGGCCAGAGUCCAGGUCUGGUUUCAGAACCGAAGAGCUAAGUUCCGCAGGAACGAGCGCGCCAUGCUGGCCAGCAAAAACGCCUCACUUCUCAAGUCCUACUCCGGGGACGUGACGGCUGUGGAGCAACCCAUCGUACCACGCCCCGCGCCACGCCCCAAUGACUAUUUGUCCUGGGGCAGUGCUGCCCCCUACAGCUGGUAUCCAAUGCCGGAGGGGGGGCCAGUGCGAGUGCCACAGAAAAUGCUGCCCUCAGAGAACAACGCCAUGGCCACUUACCCGCCCACCUGCUCCAACACAAACACAUCACAGGGAAUGAACAUGGCCAACAGCAUCGCCAACCUGCGGCUCAAAGCCAAGGAAUACAGCUUGAACCAAGUGCCCACGGUCAACUGAGGGGAGCGCUAUAGGCUGGGGUCGGACAGGUCAGCACAGUCAGACGGCAUCCCUGGACCACGCGUCUCCUCUCCCUCCCAGAGCAGCCUUGAUGGCGCACGACUCCACUUAUAUGCAAAAAUGAAGGACACCAAGUGGUGCUGGGAUUUUCCCUGAGCUGCCUUAUUUUCUCCAUCUAGUUUGGAUGUUGUAGCCGAAUAUCUGCAUUGUGUUACAUUUGUGAUUGUGACUGAAAUGGAAGUUUUUAAUCAGAGAUCUUUGUCUCGACGGAGACUCGUGGACCGCAUGGAGCUUCUUUGUCCCUUUGGCUGUGGUGGAUGAAAUGACACACCGAAACUGGGAUCAACACUUUUUAUUUCUUUUUCUUUUUUUGUUUUGUUUUUUUUCAACAAGGACCUUUCUCUGACAUUUAUGCAAUUUUUUUAAAGUCGUUUUUUCACACUUCUUUCCAUGUUAUACCACUGACAUGCAAACAUUUUUCGAUGCAUUUUUCAUAUAAUAGUCCAGUAUAAAGGAGAGGCUAAUGUAUUUCUGAAACCAAAACCAGUAGAUUCUCCUUAUUAUAUGAUAACCUUAAUCUGUACCAGAAUAAAAACUUGUAUAUUAAUAAUAAUAAAUAAAACAAAAAAACAUGCAACACGCAAGUGUCCGAUUCACCAGAUUUCCGUGAACAAAUCUUUGACUUUUCCAGUUUCUCAUCUACGUCCUCAAAAGAACUUUGAAUCCGAAUGUUUGAAAUUUAGAUCGCUGCAAUGAAGUCAGGCCUGAAGUCGGCUUGAGAAAACACAAAGACAUAAGUGUGUUUAUAGUUCAGACCACUUGGAAAGCAAAAUGAUCUUGGACCUCGUGCACGGCCCAUAAAAAGAGAGAUUUACAGCUCGAGAACAGAUUCUCCUUCAAAGAAACCUCAAGCUGUUCUUGCUUUGUGUGCUUUCUCUUUUUCUUGAUUACCGCAACUUGAAAUUUCCAUCUUAAAAACAGGAUAUUUAUGAGCAGGGAAAUCCUCUCCUUAAUAUGGAGGGGCCCCCCGGGCCUCAUUUAACUCUGCGGCUGUCAAACAAGGUGUUUCUUCUCCUCGGCCCCUCAUAACCUUAACCGUCAGCAAACACAUGUCGACAGUUGUCCUCGCGCGGCGCACCGCGGCAAUAAAAGCGGGCCGGUAGGAAAUUGCUGCUGAUUUUUGUGUUGUUCUGCUUUUUUGGGAGACUUUAAGGGCAAAGUGCUCAGAAAGUGACAUGAGCUCAUGACCUGAGGAACUGUUGUCAGUCACAACUCACAAACACCAGACAAAGGUUAUCACAGUUUUUUUUUUAUUUUGAGUUAACAUAACCACGAUUAGGAAACUAACUGAUGUUGAUCAUAUUUGCAUUUAUUUUGUUGGCAUUAAAAAUGACCAUUAUUCAGUAAA